AUGGCGACCAAUGAGAACAAGCUGGCUUCAAUUUUGAUGGCCUUCUUUAAGAUCUUGUUGUUGUUGGAAAAACUCUUCGUCUCGACCUGUCCACGGCAUGAAACAUUCCGCGCCAACAAUGAAUCAUCAAAGAAAUCUCGAAAAGGCAGUGCUCGAAAAGGUACUCGAUCAUCAGGUGGUCAUGGCGAUGAGAAGAAGGAGGAGGAACACUUUAGCAACAGCAGCGACAACAAAGUAUCAUUGGAAGAUGCCUUCAAGUAUUUUGCAAUCGAUAAUCACAAAAAAGCCACUCGAGAAGCUGUGAAAAAGAAGUUUCGACGGCUUAGUCUUGUGCACCACCCAGAUCGGAAUAAUCAAUCUGAAGAGAGUGUCAAAGAAAUGCAGAAAAUCAACCUCUUCUAUGAACUAUUAGAACAGGAAUUUGACAGAAGAGAAGGCAAAAACGGCCUUCACAGCGAGAACAUUCCAGAGGAGGGCACCGAAGAUACGACCGAACCGGAUCCAUGUGAUCCCGAUGAAAAGGAAGAAACUGGAGCUCGAAGCAACAGCUUUAUUUUGUCGUCACGAUACUACUUCCACCAGCUGUUGGGAAAGUAUAUUUGCGUCAGGUGGUACGAGACGGCGCUUAUCAGUCUUGCAGCCAUAUAUAUACAAAACGCAGACGUAGAAGUUUCAUGUCGUGAGCUGUAUGAUUUCGUGGAUUGGUGGUUUCUUUUCAAGAAUAUCGCAUUGGAAGGUUGUGGCAUCAUUAUCACGCGUGUUCUCAAUUUGUUCGAUGAGUUUGAGCCAACACCCAAGAAUCCACGCUUGAUACUGAUGAAAGACAUGAUUAUCCUGUGCAGUUGUACCCUUUUGCUUCGAUAUGCUACACGAAAUUUUGCCGAAUCAUCGAAAGAGGGAGCAAACAUCGGGGAUCCUUGA
This is a messenger RNA of Cylindrotheca closterium, 921 nucleotides long. The record is from the annotation of a GenBank genome assembly. Lineage: Eukaryota; Bacillariophyta; Bacillariophyceae; Bacillariales; Bacillariaceae.